This is a messenger RNA of Fundulus heteroclitus (mummichog), 3921 nucleotides long. Its product is annotated as oocyte zinc finger protein XlCOF6-like. The transcript is spliced from 2 exons. The record is from RefSeq and is a predicted model, not a curated record. Lineage: Eukaryota; Metazoa; Chordata; Actinopteri; Cyprinodontiformes; Fundulidae. Bases 263 to 2383 code for a protein of 706 amino acids.
ACUGCAGCUUGUGUGCUGUGGACUGGGCCGGAAGACGGUUGCGGUUUCUCAACUGAAUAUUAGCGUAGUUUCAGCAAUAAUGUCUUAAUUUUAGCAUCUGAGAGAGUUUAUCAGAGAGCGACUAACUGCUGCUGCUGAAGAAAUCUUCUCAGAGGUUGAGAAAACCAUCGUCCGCUACGAGGAAGACGCCAGACGGCUGGAAAGCUGCUGGAGACCCCAGAUAAAACUCCCCAGAAUCGACCUCCAGAAGCUUCAUGUCUCCAUGGAGGAGGAAGCUUCUACCAUUCAACAACUCUGUAACAAGAGGAGAAGGUCCAGUCAUGACCAGGAGGAAGCAGAACCUCAGUGGUCUGAAGAGGAACAGAUGGAACCAGAUCGUCUUCUGAUUGAAGAACAGGGAGAACCAGAACCUCCAUGGAUUAAAGUGGAAAUGGAGGAACCACAACCUCAGUUGACUGAGGAGGAACAGAUGGAACCAGAUCCUCCUCUGACUGAAGACCAGAGGGAACCAGUACCUCCAUGGAUUAAAGAGGAAAAGGAGGAACCAGAACUUCCACUGAUUAAAGAAGAAAAUGUGGAUCCCAAGUCUUCAUGGGCUAAUGAGGAACAAAUGGAACCAGAACCACUGAUUGAAGAAAACCCAGAUCUUAUACUAAUUAAGGAAGAAAGGGAGGAACUAGAUUUAUCAAGACUUAAACAUGAACAGCUGAAUCUAGAAUAUUUAGCAACUAGAAGGGAGCAGAGUGAUGUCUGCAGCAGUCAGGAGGGAGAGCAGCUUGUCCAGAAGCAGUCUGUUGCUCUAAUAGAGACCUUUACUUUUCAGGAAAGUGAAGCAGAACCUAAAACUGAGCAGCUUUCCUUACAUAUCUCUCCUGUAGUUCAGACCAAAGACCAGAAAGGAAGCAGCUCCACUGGGCCAGAGAGUCAGUCUCGUAUUGACAUAAAGAAAAGUUCUUUAAAAAUGUAUAUUUGUGGAAAGUCUUGUAAGACGAGUGAUUUGAAAAAGCAUUAUGGAAUCCACAAUGGAGAGAAAUGUUUUCCUUGUCAGACAUGUGGAAAAAGUUUCUCUCGUAUGAGUCAUUUAAAUGUUCACAAGAGAACCCACACAGGGGAGACCCCUUUUUCUUGUCAAACAUGUGGAAAAAGCUUCUCUCAAAUUAGCCAUUUAAAUGUUCACAUGAGAAUCCAUACAGGUGAGAGGCCUUUUUCUUGUCAGACAUGUGGUAAAGGCUUCUCUCAAUUGGGUUCCUUGAAUGUUCACAACAGAACCCACACAGGUGAGAGACCUUUUCCUUGUCAGACAUGUGGAAAAAGUUUCUUUUGCAUGAAUCAUUUAAAUGUUCACAGGAGAAUACACACAGGUGAGAAACCUUUUUCUUGCCAAAUAUGUGGAAAAAAUUUCUCUCAAAUUAGUCAUUUAAAUGUUCACAACAGAACCCACUCAGGUGAGACCCCUUUUUCUUGUCCGACAUGUGAAAAAAGUUUCUUUCAACUUUGUUCUUUAAAUGCUCACAAGAGAACACACACAGGUGAGAGACCUUUUCCUUGUAAGAUAUGUGGAAAAAGGUUCUCUGAAAUUGGUUCUUUAAAAACUCACAAGAGAAUCCACACUGGGGAGAGACCUUUUUCUUGUCAGGCAUGUGGAAAACGUUUCUCACAGAUGAGUCACUUGAAUGCUCACACGAGAACCCACACAGGGGAGACCCCUUUUUCUUGUCAGACAUGUGGAAAAGCUUUUUCUCAACUCAGUCAUUUAAAUGUUCACAUGAGAACCCACACAGGGGAGACCCCUUUUACAUGUCAGACAUGUGGAAAAAGUUUCUCUCAACUAAGUCAUUUAAAUGUUCACAGCAGAACCCACAAUGGUGAGAGACCUUUUCCUUGUCAGAUGUGUGGAAAAAGUUUCUCUUGUAUGAGUCAUUUAAAUGUUCACAAAAGAAUACACACUGGGGAGAGACCUUUUUCUUGUCAGACAUGUGGAAAAUGUUUCUCUGAAAUGGGUUCUUUAAAAACUCACAGGAGAAUUCACACAGGGGACAGACCUUUUUCUUGUGAGACAUGUGGAAAACGUUUCUCUCAAACAAGUCACUUAAAUGCUCACAAGAGAACACACACAGGGGAGACCCCUUUUUCUUGUCAGACUUGUGGGAAAAGUUUCACUCAACUGGGUUCUUUAAAUGCUCACAAGAGAACCCACACAGGGGAGACCCCUUUUUCUUGUCAGACAUGUGGAAAAUGUUUCACUUAUGUUGGUCAUUUAAAUGUUCACAUGAGAAUCCACACAGGGGAGAGACCUUUUUCAUGUAGAAUAUGUGGAAAAACCUUCACUCAUAGUGGCAAUAUGAACGUUCACAUAAAACGCAAACACAAAAGUGAGAAAUAGCUAUUUUUUUACUUUCACAUAUGCUCCUUCCGAAUGUUUAUUUUUUUUUGGGGGGGGGGGUGGAUUAAGGACUCUUUAGCAAAGCGGAACUGCAUCAGCGGUCCCUGUGAUAAGUGCUUUACAACAGUGCAGUCAGUAAAGAAGGAGGAAGGAAAUGGAGCCUGUAUGUUUCCUCUCACGGCUACAUUAGCAUAGAAACCUCACGAUGUCCCCUACUGACUCCAAGGAGCUAUAAGGGGUCCCACAAUCCUUUGUGUAUAAGCAUGAUGCAUGAUGUACAAGCACAGCCCACCUCAGUAUUUUUGUGUCAUCUCUGGCUGUGUAGCACUAACAAUUGCGUUCUUAGGCCAUGUUCACACUGCAGGGAAAUUCAACCCAAAUCAGAUCUUUUUGCCCAUAUGCGACACAUAUCUGUUGUUUUUUUUUCAUGGCAGUGUGAACGGCCCAAUUCCAAUCUUUUCACACCACAAUAAAUUCAAAUUUGUAGCACUUCCAUAUAUAUGGUACUUAUUGGAUAGUUUUCAAGGCUUCUGCAGUCUGAAUGGUCACAUUUUAUCCGUCUUUCAUGCCAAUCUCCUUGCUUGAAAUUAGGGAUGUGCCGAAACCAGAUUUCUUCAAUCCAAGUACGACUACAAGUACUUCAACUUCAGUACUUGCCGAUACCGAGUACCGAUAUGAGUACUAAUAAAUGCCAUUAACCAUGAGAGAACUUGUAUUCGGCGUCGUGUUGUGUCUUAAGAUGUUUUAUCAGGUUACUUGUGUUGUAACUGCUAGGGUUUGUUCCUCCUCUUGAUAACUUUGAUUUACAUAUUUUGCAACUAGCCUUACUUUUGUCGUCCUCGUUUACUUGAAAAUACUUCCAAAUAGCAGACAUGGCUAACUCCUUCACCCUUUUUGUGUUUACUCCCUCCUUCUCUAUGCUCUGGCUGGCGGGUUCUUGACGUCACACUGCAUUCUUCUUCGCUGUUUUGUUUUGUCUUCUCCGUUUUCUUCUUCAGUUUGAUUUUCUUUUAUGUUGUUUUAUAGCUGCUUGUAGUGUCUGAUCGCAAACUAAUGCUUUCUGUUAAAGAGAAAGGUAUGCUAGUAUCUGGUCCUGUAGUAUCGGAACACAUUUAUGGAUACAAGUACGAGUACAAACACGUGGUAUCGGGCCCGAUACCAGUAUCGGUACAUCCCUAAUUGAAAUACUCAAGUAGGGAUGAGAAAUUCUCAUCAUAUUUAGUCUGGCUUUGAUGUGGUCUUAAUAUUGUUGGCCCCCAUUGCCCAGCAGCUUUCUGAUAAUGAAACAUGCUGGCCAAAAUCCAUGUUUUUUUUUUGUUUUUUUUAAUAAAACUAUAUUGAACCCUUCUAGAAACAGUUACAUUCACCAUUACUUCCAUAAACAGUGCACUGCUCUGUGACUUCUCCUUCUGUUAUCUGCACAUCCAAGAACCGUUCAGACCGCAGCGGUUCCAUUUAAUAGUAUGAACGGCCACCUCAAAAAAGAUCUGAUUUCAGCAAAAAAUCUCAAUUUGAGCAUCAAGAGCUGCAGUGUGAAC